GGCACCUUGCGCGGCGGGCGGGGGCUCCGAGAGGCCCGGCCGGUCCGGCCGGCCCUGCCCCGGACAGCGGCGGCGGCGGGGUGAGUCACUGCUUGGAAAUGGAGGGGGCGGGCGUGCGCGUAGCAGAAUGAAUGAUGUCAGGGAGCACCGCGGCGAGCAUGAGGCUCUCGGCAAACACGGCGGCGGCCGCAGCCCCGAACGAGCGCUGCCCCCGGCGCCCCCCGGCCCGGAGCCGCCCUCCAGCGGGAGAGCCCUUCCAGCUGCGGCACUGCUGAGGCAGGAAACCUCUGCGAGAAGUGUCGUCUCCGCCGACGCCCUUAAAGCCGGUCCCUUUCGCCGGGAGGGAGAAGAGGCUGAGGCUGGGAGAGGAGCAAAUUGCAGGGGAAGGUAGAGAUUGUGGCAAACUUUCUAGCUGCUUCUGCGUGCUGCUGCCUCACCGGUGGGAGUGUCUGCCCAUAAGGAACUGCAGAGCCCAAACCCAGGAGCCCUGAGGCUCCAGAAACGACUUCCAGCCGCCUUUGGAGAGGAACUGCCAGCAGUGCGAGAUUUUGCAUGUACGGCUGAGUAGAUGAUUCAUCUCUAGAAGAAGGAUUGGUCUUCACAAAUUCCUUUGAAAGCACAAUGGAUGCAUUUUAGAGUUCUACAGAAGUCAUCUAGGAACAAGAACUUUGGACUUUGAGGAAUAACAGAGUUCAGAGAGCCCAGAAAUUGGUCACUAAUAAAGACUCUUUGGCCAUACAGCUUGGAAAUGAAUACCAUUGAGACAGCAAAGCUUGAAGAGCACAUGGAGGGUCAGCCAAAUGAGACUUCUAAUGGCUACUCACGACCUACUCUCUCAGUCAGUGAAGAGAACAAAAAUGGCACUAGCAAACCAAAGGGCUUGUCUAAUGGCUUGCGAAAAACAGCAAAGAAGUAUCCUGAUUACAUCCAGAUUGCUAUGCCUGCUGAAUCUAGGAACAAAUUUCCUCUGGAAUGGUGGAAAACAGGCAUCGCCUUUGUCUAUGCUCUCUUCAACUUGAUUUUAACAACUGUCAUGAUCACUGUGGUCCAUGAGAGAGUACCUCCAAAGGAGCUAAGCCCUCCCUUGCCUGACAAAUUUUUUGAUUACAUUGAUCGUGUGAAAUGGGCUUUUUCUGUAUCAGAAAUAAAUGGAAUGAUACUACUUGGGUUAUGGAUAUUCCAGUGGUUGUUUCUUAGAUACAAAUCAAUAGUGGGACGCAGGUUCUUUUUUAUAAUAGGAACUUUGUAUCUGUACCGCUGUAUUACCAUGUACGUCACCACCUUACCUGUGCCUGGAAUGCAUUUUCAGUGUGCGCCAAAGUUGAACGGAGACUCUCAGGCAAAGGUUCAGCGAAUCCUGCGAUUGAUUUCUGGUGGUGGUCUAUCCAUAACUGGAUCACACAUCCUGUGUGGAGACUUCCUGUUUAGUGGACACACUGUAGUAUUAACGCUGGUCUAUCUGUUCAUCAAAGAGUAUUCACCACGUCAUUUCUGGUGGUAUCACUUGAUCUGCUGGCUGAUGAGUGCUGCUGGCAUCAUCUGUAUCCUUGUUGCUCAUGAACACUACACCGUAGAUGUCAUCAUUGCCUACUAUAUCACCACACGGCUCUUCUGGUGGUACCACUCCAUGGCUAAUGAAAAGACUUUAAAGGUGUCUUCGCAGACGAAUUUUCUCUCUCGAGCAUGGUGGUAUCCAAUAUUUUAUUUCUUCGAGAAGAAUGUGCAGGGCUCUGUUCCUUGCAGUUUUUCCUGGCCAAUAUCUUGGCCUCCCAGCUGCUUCAAAUCUUCAUGCAAAAAGUAUUCACGGGUUCAGAAGACCGGAGAGGACAAUGAAAAAUCUACCUGAAGAAAAGAAGAAAAGCAUCUGCUCUGGUUUUUUCAUUUUUGGUUUUUUUUUUACCAAAACAUUAAUGCUGUAACCAAAGCUCUUAAGAAGACUGUAACUGAAGAAGUGGACCAAGCUUCUGUGCAAUUGAUGGAAAGACAAUUGUAGACGCAUAUAUUGCAUUUCAGAUGUUUUCCUCUCAUCCGGCUGUACAGACCUAUUCUACUCUUCAGUGCUAAUGAAAUGCACCACUGAUGGGAUUUUUUUAUUAAAGAAAAAAAUGGAGCAGGACUGUGUUUAUUAAUGAGAUAGAGGUGCCAAAGACCACAGUAACACUUCCAUUACUAUCACUCAUCCACAGAAGCACCCAAAAGUCUCAUCUUCAGAGCUCUGGAGUGCGUAAGGGCAAAAACAUGCUAACAUGUAAGGGCACGAUAUUGGCAUAUUGAGGUGUAUAAAAAAAUAACACAAUUAUGGGAAGUGGUUUGUUGCAUUAUUCUUGCUAAUGAAGGUAAGGCCUUUGUGUGACUGGUACAGCUGGAAGCAAGUCUGACUUUUUUUACACACUGUGGGUAUGAAUAUCUUAGGACCCUAAAAUACUACUUACCACCGUUAACUCCCAUGUAUUCUACUAUAUACCAAUUUUUACAUUUUUAUUAGUAAUUUUAUAUUUAAAUAGCUGUGUUACCUGACAAAUUUGCAAAUUAUAAACAGCUGCUAGCAUCAGAGCUCAAGGAGCCUAAAAUUUUAUUUUUAGUAAGAGACACAGUUUCAAAAUCUGAAUCUUGAAUUACAGCUGGCCUUGUGUAUAUAGCUCUACCAGUGCCUGUCAGUGUCUAUAGAUGCAGCUUUACACAAAAGCACAUACUGUAAACAAAAUUAUUUACUGGGAAGAGUAAUCCUAGAGUUCUUGAUGCAGGCAGAAGUUGUACAGCUCUCACCUGCUUGAGGAUUGCAAGGCCAGGUCCAAAAUGGGGCUACAUUUAAAAUGAACAUUUUAAUUUUAGUAGCAAUCUCUUGCUGAAGCUAUGUAGCAGGUUUGCUUGGGAGCCAUGGUUCUCCACUGAAUUUCUUCUUUUGUCUUUUACCUCUUGACAUAUGUUUCUGUGACUUACUUUAAAAAAAAAAACAACCAAAAAAGUGCUAAGAUGAAAUAUCUGCAACAGCAGCAUUUCUUCAAUUACAACAUAAUUUCAUAUUGAAUAACACUGUGGUAGAACUCAAAAACAGAUUACCUUUUUUUCCCACGUUUGAAGUCCAGCUGAAAUGGCUAUCUAAACAAGUUGGCUGAGAAUGGGGGAAACUACCAUGAGGUGAACAUGUAACAAACCCACAGAUUAACAGCUACCUGUUUCUUGUUGGUUUAUGUUGUUUCAUAUUGUUGUGAAAGCAAAGUAGAAAAUUAGCACACCAUGUUUAGCCAUUUGUAUUCUGUAUUAAUUUCUGCAGUUAACUCAAUAUUAUUUUCAGAUACUCACUAAAACCUAAUGAAAAGAUAAAACUGCAUUGUAUUGAGGUGAUACUAAUAUAAAUGAAAUGCUGCAUAUUUUAAAAAUGUCUUGAACUGAGUGACAAGUGUGAACACAGUUUAAAUAAUGACAACUUGUUUUUAAAAAGUCCAGAGUUAAAGUUAUAAAAUUAGAGUAUUCCAAUAUAAUAAUUUUCAGUUAAGGGGAUCAUUUCUCUCAGUUGUACAUGAGAAUAUUUUUGUGCAUUUCAAAUAUUUUUGUGCAUUAUCAAAAUAAUACAAUAAAAAGUGUUCCUUUCAAUACAUUUUUGGAAAAACUUAGUUAAGAAAAUUACUUCAUGGAUCAUAAUUUUUAAAGUUAAAAUCUAAGCUUUGUGAUACCGUAAGUGUGGUCAUGUUAAUCCUCUUGUAGUAAUACGAUCUUUUAGAAGUUACGGAUUUCCUUAGUAGUCACUGUGCCUUGAAAAUAGCAUGAUGAAAAGCUUUACCUAAGGGGCUUAAGCAGUGGUUUUCAUCUAGUGGCUGAAAAAUAAACACUUUGACAGUGGGAUUUCUGUAAUAGAUCUGCAAAACAGGCUUUCUUCAUGCAGGAUGGGGUGUUUGGGGUUUUUUACACUUAUUCCUGUUUCUGAAAGAAAAAAAUGUGAAAGUGAUUAAAUAGAACAAAGUAAAGACUCUGCUUUUGUUGGGCUGCGUGAGCUUUCAUUGUACUGCUGAAUUUGAUAGAGACUUCUAUUGUAAUGCAACAGGAAAGUUUAAGUAGCAGCUCUAGCUCAAAAUACUUGAUUCCUGUUCUGGCUCAGUCCUCCCUUAAGUACUUAAUAUUUAUCCAUUGUAUGAAAGCUCUCAAAGGGAUGUGUGUUUAAUUAGCAGAAAGCCCCAAUUUUCUAUGCUCUCAAUAGCUUUUAAGUGCUUUUACAAACUUGGAUGGUACAGCUGUAUUUGAUGACUCUUUAGGCCUAUAUGUAAGGUGAUAAAAUGGGGUAAGUAAUGGUAUAUUCUAAUUCUUACUGUUGUAGUAGUUUAUCCAAUACAAACUACAACUGCUAUGUAAAAAUUAAUAAUUGUAACAUCUUGUUCAUCAUUGUAUAAAAAUACCAUGAAGCUUAAAGUAUGGUUUCAUCACAAGAAGCAAGAAAUUGCAAUAGGUAAAAAGGAGAAACUUGGGCUUCUCCUUAGGCCUGCCAUCAAGUGGUUGGUAUAUUAUUUGGUCUGUAUAUGCCUAAUACUUAGCAGUGUGUCACUAAUGAUUUUUUCCUAGUUACAGUAACAUUUCUAAGAUGUCACAUGAGCUGCCCCUUUCCUGUGACUAUAACAUGCUCCUCUCGACUGAAGAGCAUUUACAUUUUGAGCUUUACAGACACUUAAUAAAAAAACCCCACUACAUUUGUACACCUAACCUAUCAUAUCAGUAUGACUUAAAUGAUGGUGGGCUUUCUUAAAAUGCCUAAUGUAAAUUUAAAUCUGGAUUUUAAAUGUUAACUUGAACAUUUAAAGAAGUAUGCUGCUAAGUGGUCGUGCUACAGAUGCUUACACCUAAUGCCAGAAAUUGUUAACGUCUACUUGAAAGCACUAUAAAUGGACACCUUUUUCGGUACGUGCUUAGCACUCCCAUGUGGACAUAAAAGGUACUAACUGUUAGUCAUCCUUCACUGCUGUUUUCUUGGAAAGAUCGCCACAGGUGGCGUAGUAGCAAAAAUAGCUCUGCUAAACACUGCUAUGAACCCUGGUACAGGAUUUGCUGCCCUCCUUAAAAAAAAAAUGGUUGGGAGGGAAGGAAACUAAAAAAAGUUUGUUAAAAUACACUACCUUCAUGUAAUAGAGAAAUAAAGCUCAGCAACAGAGAUAGAACUGGAAAGUCUUAAAAGAGAUGAGACCAUUCUCUCAAUUGGAUUAUUGCAAAUCCACUUACUAGGGUCUUAAAUCAGAAUGUGUUCAAUCUCUGGCUUUCUCUUAUCAGUAGUAUCUGAGUAGACAGUUUAUCCCAAGUUGUUUGGUACUAACCCAAAUUCUUUUUCUCAUUUCAUUAGAUGGGAUUUACUGUUCUAGAGACAGAUCCAUUAGCUUAAGUGCAAGGUGAAGUCUUUCCCUUAACUUUAAAUGAGCUUUCCCAUGGCUCUAUGUUGAUUUUUAUGUUUGCUUGUGGGAUUUUUUUCUUUGUUAGUGGGGUCUUUGGUUUUUUUUUUUAUUUUUUGGAGGUUUGGGUUUUGUUGGUUUGUUUUUGGGUUUUUUUUUGGUUGUUGUGGUUUUUGGGUUUUUUUAAUGCAUAAACCUUUAAUCUUAAAGAUUCAUUUUGAAAUGAAUUAUUUUGAAAAUGGGUCCAAGCUGCCAGAUGGACUGGAACCAUUUUGCUGUACUGGCAGAUGUAAUAGUUGUAAAACUCCAUUGUCAUCUUGAUAUUUUCACAAUAUACAUGUUUUGGACUUACCUAGAACUCUUAUAUGGGCACACAAAAUUAGAGUGAUGCUAUGAGAUAGAACACUUCAACACAGAAGUAUUCAAUUCUCCAGGCAUUGUAAAAUCAAUGUCUUAAAUUCAGUUACUGAGAAGAGGUAUCUUAAAAGUAAAUACUCCUGUUAGGCAUCAUUCAAAUGAGUAGUGCUGCUUAAGUACACAUGAGAAAAAUAUCCUAGCAUGCCAUUCAAGUAACUUUGCUUAUAAGUAAGCCUUCAUGUGCCGCUCUAGGAUGCUUCUUAGAAUCCAGAGAGAAGUGCUGUGAAACAGAAUAGACAAAGGCAUUUGUUGUAGUAUUUAUCAACAAAAGGAAGGAAGAUGAAAACACUGAAGUAGAAGGUGAUCAUAUAUUGCUUUUUGCAUGAAAUUGAGCUAAAACUACACCUAACUUGCACCAAGUGUAGAUUUAAAUUGUGUAAUAGUUCUGCAGAAAACCCCAACAAACCAGACCUAUAAGCAAGCAGCAGUAUUAAGCACAUCAUUCUAUGGUACAGCUGUGUAUCUCUGCUGGCUCUCAUCCAUAACUUACAAUAUAAGAACAAAACCCAACUCAGUGAGAAAUGCUUGGAGAUUAAAGUACUUAAAUAUUAUUAGCAGUCUUUUAUAAGUUGUUCCUACAAGCUGUCACUAAUAGUUUCUAAAACAAGAACAAAGUGCUGCAAUGCUUAAAACAUACUGAAGCUUUUUUCUAGUUGGCUUCAGUUUCCAUGGAUUUAACCAUAUGAUUAAAUCCUAUUAACCUAGAAAGCAGCACAUAAGAAUGUCAGGCUGAAUACAGGUAGCUCAUGUAUUUCAAGGAAACUUUCCAGUUCUGAACUCAUCUUUCCUAACUAAACACUCAAUGCCUGAAUGGUUUUUAAAGAUGAAGCAACAAUACUGUGCAGUCUCGAACGUGUAUAUGAAAUACUGGUGUUGAAGAUUUCUUCUUUCUACUGUAAAUCAGUGAUUAAAAAACCACAACAUUUUCAGUGAAAUUUUUUUAAUUGCGAAGGACUUAGAGUUGAGCAAAUAGCUAGCUGUUUGUUUUCUGUGGCUUUUGGCUGUGUACUAACCUUUAAGAUGCAAACUAGGUGGGAAGAGAAGCAGACCACUUCUUACUGGGAGGAGCAGUGUGUGACUUUUUGAAUUAAAAUUAUAUUGGCUGCAUGUUACAUGCAGUCUUAUCUGUACUACAGUUGAAAAAAGAUGCUGUAUUAUACUACUAUAGUUAGUGUUUGCACUUUUUAAAAUGAUUCUGUAGUGGUUGACCCAGUCCUUCUGCUGGAUGAGGAGUGUUUUUGUCCUUUACUUUAUGUCUGUAUGGUUAAAUAUAACUGGUGUUAGUUCUGGUAAAUGUCAGUGCAAAAAUUGCAGAUCCCUUGGAUGCAGUACAUGAGGUGUUUUGAGGCGUCUGUGCAUGGGUUUCUUCUAGGGGAAAUAAUCUUUCAUGCUGUGCCUAAAUAAUAAUGUUAGCUCUUGCAUUUUCUCUCAGCAUAAUAUGGUCUUUAGGAGGUUAGCAUUUGUAACACUGCAAAGAAUUACUACAGAAGAAUCUCCUUUGUGCCAAUUGAGUUCAAUUUUCACCAUGUAUCUUUGAAAUAUGUUUGAAGAUGACUUUUGGGUUUUUUGUUUUGUUUUUUAAUUGAGAGAAAAAGUGGUCAGAAAUGAGUCUGAAAUAGAAGCAUCUCGAGCAGUUGGGGUUAGGCACCACACAGGCACAUGGGUGUGGAAGGGGUUUCUCUGGCAUAAGCAAUAUUGGAUACAGCAGCUUCCCUAGGAAGGCAAACCAGGUUGUACUUGUACAGUACAGAUGGCUGUGAGCCAUCUCUGCCUGUCCUUUUGAGCUUCUUUUGGACUAACAGUGCAGUACUAAAGGUGGCAAUAGUUAAAAAGUGAAGGUCACUUAAAAAUCAAAACUAUAAAAUGGGGCUGAAAAGGCAGUAAAACCACACAUCAGAGAGCUGCAUUCCAAUUCAGCGGAGCAUACAAAUCGGUGUUACUUCAGGUGUGUAAGUUGCAUUUAAGAUGAGUGGGACUGUUUGCUUUCUACAUGUUUUUUAUUAAAGAUGGCAGGUGUACUGAGAAUACCAAGAGGAAAUUUAUCUCCCUGCUUACUUUUACCUCUGCCAUUGAAGGGUUUGUGUAUGAACCUUAAACAAUAUUACUGAACUCUAAUCCCUCUUACAUUUUGAGUAACUUAGCAGUGCUUUGUUACUUCUGUAGAAACUUGGUUUGCAUUCUGCUUAUUUCAGUUUGUUGCCACUCAGAAUCCUGCUUAUGCUGAAGCCUGUGCUGGUUUAGACUCCUGUCUAACUGCAUCUCCUUCUACUAAUUGUGUUUUGUAAAUGGCUCAAUACAGAAGAGUAGAAUUUACAUUUGAGAAGGCUUCAUAAUUAACUCUAAAGCCAAAGGCAUUCUUGUCAGACACAUCUUUGUGCAAAUAGUACUUGAAAAUAAUUGCAAGUUUCAAAACCUAACAUGCUAGGACUUCUUUUCCCUCAGGAAUCAAUUCUUGCUUCUUAAAUGUUUAGCACAUUUGUUUGUGUUCAUUUUCAUGAUUCAGGAGAGCAUGUGUGAGAUGUGAAAAAGGUUCUGCUAGCUUUUGAGGUCAGGGUAUACCAAGGAACCUGAAAGUAAAAGCAGAAAUAAUGGUUUGAUGGCUGUGGUUCUCAUGCUUUCCAUGUGACUUUGAAAACUCUCAAGACUUCCCUAAAAACAGCACAGGACUUCACUUUGGCUGCAACAGGGUUUCAUCCUUGUUAGCUGACAGCUUUUCUUGCAGGACUUCUCCUAGGCUGGAUCUUGAUUAUCCAUAGCUCUUUAUGUCAAUUGGAGCUGUAUAUCCAACCUUGGAAAAACUAGGCAAGAAAAGACAUUGGCUGCUGAGGAACCCUACAAGGCAAUAUGAGAAUGCUGUAAUGCAUGCAUGCUAAGAAGCUGAUAAGAUGGCAUUGUUCUGUAGCUUCAGGGUCCAGUUCUGCAAACACCAUGCAGCAGACUACUACAAUAGCAAACUGAGAAACCUUUGGUGCUGUAGUUUCUACUGAUCUUUGCAAAUUGGGUGUCAUUUUCAUAGAAAUUCUUCACAAUUAGCAAGAGUUGGCUUUUAUGUUGUAAAACUUUCAGGAUGACACUUUAUAACUGAUACUUUGUCAGGUAACUGAGUGUUAUGGUUUUCUGUAUGUGCAAGAGGUACUAGAGCUAGGGUUGUGAUUUGUGCUGCAAUCUGUUCACUGUGUUAUAAAACCCCAAACCAAAACCAACUAUUGCACUAGCUGUACUUAAAAAAAAAAAAAAAAAAGAAGCAAUAAUGGGAGCAUCUUCUAGCUUUUCCCUCCAGAGGUGCUGUCUGUCAUGGUCACUUCACUGUCAACUGCGAAUUUGGUAAAACACGUUGAAGAAAUUGUCCUAUGUGGUUUACUUGGCACAUAAAAGUUGAAAUUUUUUACUGUCAGCCUGUGUACUAAUGAAUACAGGUGGACUAUUUACAUAACCACCCACAUCUUGAAAAAUCAAAAACCUUAUAUCCAUUUAUGGUGCUAUUAAUCUCAACUACUAUAAAGAGCUGGUAGUCUCUUAUUACACAUGAACACUAAGGAAAGUUGUUGUGACACCUUUCAAUAAAAUAAAAUUUCUCUACA
Pyrgilauda ruficollis (rufous-necked snowfinch) is the source of this 9367-nucleotide messenger RNA. It is a transcript of the gene SGMS2, whose product is annotated as sphingomyelin synthase 2. Gene Ontology annotation, biological process: sphingomyelin biosynthetic process; ceramide biosynthetic process. Gene Ontology annotation, cellular component: Golgi membrane; endoplasmic reticulum membrane. The coding region runs from base 749 to 1846 and encodes 365 amino acids. Lineage: Eukaryota; Metazoa; Chordata; Aves; Passeriformes; Passeridae. The transcript is spliced from 6 exons. The record is from RefSeq and is a predicted model, not a curated record. Gene Ontology annotation, molecular function: sphingomyelin synthase activity; ceramide cholinephosphotransferase activity.